UUCUCUUGCUAUAAAUAAUCAAAGCACACCAUCACUUCAUUUCAACACAUCAUAAAAAAAAACUUCUCCUACAAAUUAAGUCUCCGGUCAGAAAAACACGAUGAAGCUCAUCGCUGUGUUGUUGCUUGUGGUGUUAGCCACCGCCACCACCGCCACCGCAGCAGAUGCCGAUGCUCUUCAAGAUCUCUGUGUCGCAGACUAUGCUUCUGUUAUUCUAGUGAAUGGAUUCGCAUGCAAACCAGCUUCCAAUGUAAGCGCAGAAGAUUUCUUCUCCCAACUCCUAGUCAAACAAGGUGCCACAAACAACACAUUUGGUUCCUUAGUAACAGCAGCCAAUGUUCAGAGAAUCCCAGGACUCAACACUCUAGGUGUUUCAAUGGCAAGAAUCGACUACGCACCCGGUGGACUCAACCCACCUCACACUCAUCCACGUGCAACAGAAAUGGUGUUUGUUCUUGAAGGUCAAUUAGACGUUGGGUUCAUAACAACAACCAAUCAGUUGAUUGCAAAAACCAUUGCGAAAGGUGAAACGUUUGUGUUUCCUAAAGGUUUGGUUCAUUUUCAGAAGAACAAUGGUUGGGAACCUGCUACUGUUAUUGCAGGGUUUAAUAGUCAAUUGCCAGGGACGGUUAAUAUUCCUCUUACGUUGUUUAAUGCUACACCACCUGUUCCUGAUAAUGUUUUGACCAAAGCUUUCCAAAUUGGGACUAAAGAGGUUCAGAAAAUCAAGUCUAAGUUUGCUCCUAAGUAGUUGUUGGUUUUGAAGGAUUCAUGUCAUGCUUUUUUGUUUUGUUUUUAUUUAUCUUUGUUCAUUUUCAAUUUGUGUUUGGAUUGAUCAUACUAUGAUUUGUCACAGAAAAACUUCCAAGUUUUUGGAUAUUGAUUUCAUGUAUUAAUAAAAACCUAUUUGCAGCGGUA
Molecule: messenger RNA, 918 nt
Organism: Lathyrus oleraceus (garden pea)
Lineage: Eukaryota; Viridiplantae; Streptophyta; Magnoliopsida; Fabales; Fabaceae
Source: RefSeq, a predicted model, not a curated record